Molecule: messenger RNA, 1470 nt
Organism: Musa acuminata AAA Group (dessert banana)
Lineage: Eukaryota; Viridiplantae; Streptophyta; Magnoliopsida; Zingiberales; Musaceae
Product: 1,4-alpha-glucan-branching enzyme 1, chloroplastic/amyloplastic-like
Exons: 8
Coding region: 281-1078 (265 amino acids)
Biological process (GO): starch metabolic process
Cellular component (GO): cytoplasm
Molecular function (GO): hydrolase activity, hydrolyzing O-glycosyl compounds; 1,4-alpha-glucan branching enzyme activity
Source: RefSeq, a predicted model, not a curated record
UAGCGUGGCGGGAUGUGGCGAAAGGCCUGCGCAAAGCCGUCCGUUCUUCCCCUACCUUACGCCUCUCCCUAUCACAAAGACGACGCCCGUGGGCUCCCUGCCCGUCUCCUCGCAGCUCUCCGCCCCACACGCACCACCCGCCUGAACUCUUCAAGAAUCCCGCGACAUCUCUCUCCUUAUCGCUGAUCCCUUUUCGCUUCACUCCGUUGGUCCAUAAGAUCACCCUCCGUCGCGAGUCCCUGGUGGUGGAGGUAGAAGGCAUCUUGGGGUUUCUUGGGUGAUGGCCUUCGUCCUCACGGGCAUCCGUUUCCCCACCGCGCGGGCCUUGGGGCUAUCGACACGAUCCGGAUUCCCGAGCCAGAGGACGUGCGGCGCCAAUCUCUCUCCCGUAUCCAAGAAGCAGAUUAAGGUGCGGUUUCCGGUUGCUUCUGCAACUGGAAAGUUGCUAGUUCCAGGUACUGAAAGUGAUGAUCUGUCUUCCUCCACCACCCUGAAUUCAAACAAGGAAGCUGCAUCAAGUAAUCUGCAGGUAUUGCAAGAAACAAGUGGUGUGAAGAUUGAGGACAACAUUGAGCUUGAAGCAGGGCAGACAUCCAUCUCCUCUGAACUCAUUGGUGAAGAAAGUAUGAAUCAAGGUGACAAAAGCUCAGUUUCUUCUCAAGCCAAAGAAGAAGUCGAGGAUGUUGAGGAAAAACCAAGAUUUGUUCCUCCACCUGGUACUGGACAAAGAAUUUACGAAAUUGACCCAUCUUUAAAGGGUUACAGAGUACAUCUUGAUUACCGAUAUAAUCAGUACAAGAAAAUGCGCGAGAUGAUUGAUCAGUAUGAAGGUGGUCUGGAAGCGUUUUCACGUGGAUAUGAGAAAUUUGGCUUUCAGCGAAGUGCUAGUGGCAUCACUUAUCGGGAAUGGGCUCCAGGCGCAAAGUGGGCGACACUCAUAGGAGACUUUAACAAUUGGAACCCCAAUGCAAAUGUCAUGACUCGGAAUGAAUACGGCGCUUGGGAGGUCUUUUUGCCUAAUAAUGCCGAUGGCUCGCCACCUAUUCAUCAUGGCUCACGUGUAAAGUGUUUCUCUUAGUAAGGGAUGGUGUUGGAUCAAAUUAUCCUGAGUCCAGCUGAUUCAAGAAGCACCGAACCUUGCAAAACUAUUUCAAGAGUACGACUAAUAGAGCUGUCAAAAGCUUAAGAGUUAGCCUUCCAGUGAGUUGAAUGUCAAAUCUGUAAGGGUCAAUUGUUUUAGAGAUGAGUCUCUCUAACAAUAUAUUUGAGGGACUUUUUAUAGUAAAAUUUUAGACCUUUGCACUUUAGCAUAUGUUAUAAUGUCGGGAGUAAUUUUACAUCUCUUGCAGAUUUGGGUAUAAUCAUUCUAUACUAAAUUCGAUGAAUACAAUAUGCACAUUGAGUGCAGUUGUAAUAUUUAAAGUGUGAAGUCAGACUAUGUCAAUAAUUGUCCAUACAUCAUUAUUCUUA